Messenger RNA from Oncorhynchus masou masou (cherry salmon), 3083 nucleotides. RefSeq names its product lysophospholipase D GDPD3-like. NCBI's taxonomy places the organism in Eukaryota, Metazoa, Chordata, Actinopteri, Salmoniformes, Salmonidae. Gene Ontology annotation, molecular function: phosphoric diester hydrolase activity; phosphatidylcholine lysophospholipase A1 activity. The transcript has 10 exons. The record is from RefSeq and is a predicted model, not a curated record. Gene Ontology annotation, biological process: glycerophospholipid catabolic process. Gene Ontology annotation, cellular component: endoplasmic reticulum membrane. Bases 1539 to 2486 code for a protein of 315 amino acids.
GAAUACGUAAAGCACGACUUUAGUUUAAUAGCUAAUGCAGGUUUGGGUGACAGACUGCAUUUGCUAUACUGGUUGGUUACAGAAGGCAAAGGGCAUUAGAACAUCUUACAAUUUACAGUACCUGCUUAAACUGGACCUUGGAUUAUGUGUGUGUGUGUGGCCUUGUCAGUUGAGGAAGGAAUGCUAUACUGGGGAGUGAACAAUUAUUUUUCCAUCUGGCAUACAUGCUAUGCUUUUGCUUCUCUCCGAUUAUCUAGUUUCUCGUUUGCUACCUUUCAGCAUUUGUAUUGGUGUAAACAAUGCUGUGCUAUAGAGUAUUCUGCUGAAGUUGCAUGCCUGCUUGUGAAAGUGCAUUUACAUAGCUUUUGACAUCUAUUCUUAAGUACACUGUCUGUUUGCGCCCGUGUGUGAUUAAAAAUUAGUUUACAUACCCAUCCUUUGUUAAAAGGUUCCUGACGGCAUUGAAACCUGCCAUGUAUCAACGCUUGCUGACACACUCUUUAACAGCCUGUAGUGUUAGCUCUCUCUCAUUAUCUGUUGCUAGAGGUAGCACCCAUAAUGUUAUCAUUACAUUCAUAUUCCCACCCAUAAAUGCAUGUUAUUUGAGAUUUGCUUUUAAUGUAUCUUAUAGCCGCACUUCGUGUAGGAUAGUUCCAUUUACAUGAUUACUUUAUCACACACACAGUGAAAGAGAGAGUGAGUUUGUGUCACAAAAGGCAGUAACGCCUGAGAGAAGAACAAUAUAUGCCACAGGGAAGGGAAAAAGAGGGGAAAGAGAGGAGUGGGAGGCCAGAUCCUACUGACGGGCUAGUAUUUAAUUAACUGUGAUUUUACGACUUUGUGUGGGUCCCAGUUACUCAGUGUGGGAGAACGGUAAAAAGGGAGAGUGCGAAGGAGAUAGAGUUGACUACAAACAGAACCCAUGGAGGGAAAGAGUAGCGUUGGGUGAGGUUAUGAGUAAGAGUUUUGCUAAGCAUUCGAGUGCAAGUUAUGGGAGUAGGACCUUGUGGCACUUCCUUCGGAUGCCUCCUUAGGUUGUACCAGUUUUUCAAGUCCUGUUUUUUUUUUUUAACUGUAUGAAAGUUGUUACAACAUUGUUCUAGGCUGAGAGGUGACCAAUGAACUGACAGAGAAACCGAGUGAUCAGAAUAAGAGAAGGAGUAGUAAAAGUGGAGGAUAGAAAGAGAGAAGAUAAUUGUGUGAAAAAGAGUCAAGAGAAGUUUAUAAUAUGACCAGAUCAAUUGAGUGUCUUUAGAUGCACUUGAAGAGGCUUUGGAGUGGUUUCUACAUUGGCUGUUAGUUACCUAUGUUAUGAAGCAGCACGGUGGGGGAUAGCUGAAAAUAUUUUAUUACAACUUGCAGAACAAGGGACUCAUAUCUGGCAGGUUAUUUUCCAUCAGUACACAGCCUGACACUUGUAGGUGUUCUAUUCAUUUAUUGUUAGAGUAUCUAGGAGGAUCCAAGGACCUCUGCCUUUUGAUACUGCGCCUAAUUGCCUUUGGACACUUUUGAGGACCGUUUGCCGAGGAGAAUUGAUUAUGGCCAGUUUCCUGUACUUUAUCCUUCCGGCCCUAGGGGGCUACACCCUGACAUCGCUCUACCUGUUGAAGAACCCUCAGAUCCUCCACAAGAAGAAACGGGCUGCCUUCCACUGCACCCACAUCUCACACAGAGGAGGAAGCGGCGAGAGGAUAGAGAGCACCAUGGAGGCCUUCACACAUGCGGUGGAGCAGGGUACAGGAAUGCUGGAGCUGGACUGUCACCUGACCCAGGAUGGUCAUGUGGUCGUGUCACAUGACGAAAACCUCCUGAGGCAGACCGGCCAUGAUGUCACCAUCUCCUCCCUAAACCUAGAGGACUUACCCUUGUAUAAGGACAGACUGGAGGUCACAUUUAAUGCAGGCCACUACAGCACCGGUACAGACAGGAAGUUCACCCUGUUGGAGGAAGUGUUCAGGAAGUUCCCUAAGAUGCCAGUCAACAUCGAAAUCAAAGAAGACAACACCUUGCUGAUGGAAAAAACGUCCAACAUGGUGAAACAGUAUGAUAGAGAGGACCUCACAGUGUGGGCGACUGUAGACUCUACCAUUAUGAAAAAGUGCCGCAGAUCUAACUCCACCAUGCCCUAUAGUUUCAGUAUGAGACGAGGGCUGCAGCUGCUCCUCCUCUACUACAGCGGCCUGCUGCCCUUUGUUCCGCUGGGAGAGAGCUUCCUGCAGUUCUACCUGCCCCGCAUCAUUAAUAGAACAUAUAUUCCUGAGGAGAGUCUUCUGAAGAACAGAAUGGUCAUCUAUCUGAUAGAAAAAUUAACGAUGAGGAAGAGUCUAUUCAAACAUCUGGCCAACAGAGGAAUUCAGGUGCACCUGUUCGUCUGCAACGAGGAUCCUGACAUUGAGGCGGCGUUCGAAGCAGGAGCCACGGGCGUCAUGACAGACUACCCCACCCUCCUGACUGACUACCUACACAGACACAGGAGUCAAGACUGACAGCCCAAACCUCCAAUCAAACUACUAAUUCACAAACAGGUUCUUAACUGACAGCUCGAGCUACCUAUCAAGAGACCUCCACUCGUACAUUGUGUAUCACUGAAAGAACCACACUGAAAUCGCAAUUUUCCUUCACAACUCCGGUCUCCACCAAUGAGCAGAAGGACAGCUCUGUGAGGAAGUUGCCCUAAAAAGCACAGAUCCAAGACCAGCGCAACUUUCCGAAAUCCCAACCUUAACCAAUAGAGGGAAAAACACAUAACCAAUCUCUGAUCAAUGUCUUUAGGCAACUUCAUUCCAUCUACACAAAAGUAUGUCACUUACACUUACUGUCUUUUGGUUAAUGGAUUGUGGCCAUAUAUUGAGACACUGUUCACCUCUCUCUGCAACCUUCCCAAACACUAAUGGAUCUAUCAGUGAAUGUCUGGAUGUUGUUGGGAGGAGAAGUGAUUUCUUUAAGUAUAUAUCCUUGAUGUUCUCUCAUGGUAUUAUGACAUUUACAUAAUGGAACUGGCUUUUGGGGUAUUUAUGACAUGCUAUACAAAUUGUAUGUUUAUCAAUGCAAAGAUGAUUUAAAAUAAACACUUGUAUAGUUAA